GCCCCAUUUUUUACAUGUCACAACUCAAAUACAAACUUAUUUUGUCUUUUCCUUAGGUCAUAUGGCUACCGUUGUUGAAUCCGAUGCCGAUUCAAUCGUAUCCGAUGGUUCCAACUCUUCUAUCGUGCCUUCUUCAAAGAAGAAGCAUCGGGAUAGACGCGCCUCAGAAAGUACCACAGCAUCAAGUAACUCUGGUAACUCUUUCCAUCUCUUUAGACGAAACAGGAAGAGCCGCAAGAGCGAUGCUGAGAAGGAUAUAGAAACAGGAAACAACGUGCCAGACAUAGUGGUGGAUCAUGCUAAAAGCGAGGAUAAUGACAGCAAGGCAAUGGAAGCAAAGAGCCUUAAGACUUUCAGCACUUUCCCUACUACAACCCCUAGUGUCAAGGUUCCGGCAACUACCAAAUUGGUUGGUAUCAUCACCUUGGAAGAUGUCUUGGAAGAAUUGAUUCAAGAAGAAAUCUAUGAUGAAACGGAUGUACGAAAGCUUGCUAGUUUGACCGCCAUGAGAGCGGAUACCAACGCUGGCGAUAGACUCAUUGUCGCAUCGCACAAAAUUGUCCCUAACGCGACAUAUAACAAUACCAAUAUGAAAAAGGGAAUGUGGAAGAAGCAAAGAAGACUAUCAGCAGAUACAUACAGAAGCCUGGAUGACGUUGAACAUCGCAAACAAGCAUUGAUGAAAGAGAAGGAGAUGGAAGAUGCUGCGGAGGAGUCUAAAGACGAUGUCAGCGAGCUACCUGGCAAUGAUAACGCCACCAACGAUAGCAGUACACGGUUUAGGCUGCCAGCUCGAUCUAUGACGGAUCCCACCGGUUUCGGCAUUGAUGAGGAAAACGAGAAGAAGGACGCAUAAAUCUCCAGUUCAAAUACCUGGCAUUGAUAUUCGAUUGUUUUAUUUUUUUCUUUGUAUUGUUUUGGCAUGUAAUUUAUUGUAAUUCCCAAUCAUCCCAGUAUACCAAUAUUAUUGUAGUUUCUAUUCGCUACAUCUACAUAUUCGUAUGUUAUUA
This is a messenger RNA of Umbelopsis ramanniana AG, 1010 nucleotides long. RefSeq lists its product as uncharacterized. Lineage: Eukaryota; Fungi; Mucoromycota; Umbelopsidomycetes; Umbelopsidales; Umbelopsidaceae. The record is from RefSeq and is a predicted model, not a curated record. The transcript has a single exon. Bases 62 to 856 code for a protein of 264 amino acids.